Besnoitia besnoiti is the source of this 543-nucleotide messenger RNA. RefSeq names its product Toxoplasma gondii family A protein. Lineage: Eukaryota; Apicomplexa; Conoidasida; Eucoccidiorida; Sarcocystidae. The transcript has a single exon. Bases 1 to 543 code for a protein of 180 amino acids. The record is from RefSeq and is a predicted model, not a curated record.
AUGAACGGGAGUGAGCAAGACGGUGGGGGGGCUGUGAAUGGUGGGACGGGAUCGAGGGGACUACAGGGUCAGGACCCGUAUCACCCGAAGGAAGAGGAAGAGGAAGAGCGUGGAUCACCCGAAACUAACCGACCAGAAGCCCAGCCUCCAGUUCACGCCGUUCCUCCUGCUCCAACGCCCCUCCUGGUGAACGUCGGAUCCGACGGACGCAAUCCCAACGAGACAAGCUCCCACAAAGAGGCGACGAGUGCUACAUCGAAGGUGCCUGGCGAAGACAAAACAAGUACCGCUCCAAGCAGAGCCCCGGAAAACCUGCGGGAUCCCUCUGGUGCAGACGAAAAGAACCAAACCGCCCCACCUCUUGAUGGUUCUCCAGUCAAUGGGCAACACACACGAUUGAGGAGGCUCUCUGAGGCCAACGAAACAGUACAUCAAUACCUGACACUUGUCGUGCACUCUGGUGGAUGGAGCGUUUCGAAAGGAAUGGCGACAGUCUCAGCUUCUCUCCUUGCCGUUGCCGCCGCUGUAGUGUUGGCAUUCUAG